Molecule: messenger RNA, 321 nt
Organism: Lycium ferocissimum
Lineage: Eukaryota; Viridiplantae; Streptophyta; Magnoliopsida; Solanales; Solanaceae
Product: tRNA wybutosine-synthesizing protein 2/3/4-like
Exons: 2
Coding region: 1-306 (101 amino acids)
Source: RefSeq, a predicted model, not a curated record
AUGGAAGUGCCAUUAGGGGAUAGUGAUAAGUUAAUGGUGGGUCCUGAGUAUGUAGAGUAUAAUGUUGAGUUAGCUAAUGAGAAAAUGGAGGCUAAUAGAGUAAGAACUGAUAAUCUUCUUGAUAUGUUGUUGAAAAAUGGAUUUUCGUGUUCGAAGACUAGUAAUGGGGACUUUUUAGAUAAUGGAAAUGUGGAAUGUGAUGAUGGUCCAAUUUGUUUUGAUACCAUGUUGAAGAAUUCUUUGGUUAAUGGUGUUAUUGGAAAUGGAAACGCUAAAAGAGGAGACUUUGAUGAUUCUUGUUCCUGAUACAUACCCUUGAAU